Molecule: messenger RNA, 1047 nt
Organism: Prunus armeniaca (apricot)
Lineage: Eukaryota; Viridiplantae; Streptophyta; Magnoliopsida; Rosales; Rosaceae
Source: the annotation of a GenBank genome assembly
AUGGGCUGGGGUGAAAUUGGGCUUUGGCAAGGUGGAAGCUAUGGUUUUGAAGGUGCAGUAUCGCUAUCUAUUAAACCUACUGUUCAGCAAGUCUUUCUCCUUGUGAAUUCGAGUCUCUUUGAUGCGUCUUGGUUUAGCUUGAGCAUAUUGACGGCUUCGGCUAGAAAGGGUCUGUUGACAGAACUCCAGUCUCCUCCGCAGCUGUCUCACAACCCUUGCCAAACGGCAAGGAGCCCUUGUCUUUCGGCAAGGAUCAUUACGCCCCCAUUGGGCAUGGCCCGAUUCGGCAGCACAGGACCUGCCAUUCGGCAGGUCUUGCUUGGUGUGAUUUGGAGGGGUCAGGGGACUUCGCUUGUAGUGUGGGCAACGCAGCAAAGUGGUCUCGGGUGCAGCAGCAAGGCCCUAGGCAAGGGUGCUUGGUGCCUUUUUAGCGCUCCAGUUUUGGAUAUUAGGAUUGUGGCUGGGUUCGGCAAGGGGAGCUUGGUUUCGGUAAGAUCAGCUCGGGUCGAGGUCGAAUUCAGCAAGAACUGUGAGGCGAUCACCUUGGCAAGAGGUUGGGUCUUUAUUGAGUUCGGCAAGCUAGAGUUCCCAACUCAAUGUCAGCACCAAAUUGAUUUGAAGGAAGAGGAUUUGUUGCCGAAUGGUUGUGGCUACGAACCUGUUGAAUCUUCCUCCAACAAUUGCACGGCCCUUGUCGUUCAGCAAGGGCUUGGAAGGAGAAUUGGAGCUAGGCUGCAAGGUGAGAGUCAACAAGAGAACCUGAGCCCUUGGGCUUUUGUCAAACCUUGGAGCCGGCUCAAUCAAGUUUCAUCAAGGGCUUGGGUUUGUCAAUUCUUGGAGCUGGGUCAGCAAAGCUUGGGCAAGACUAGGAUGAACACCUUGAAUAUGAGUAUGAACAUGAUGAACACCUUGAACAUUGAUAUGAACUUGUUGAAUGUGUUUGAAAGUUUUGAUAGAGAAAUUCAUGACCCCCCUACCUUUGGUGGGGAAGAUACUAAGAGUGAAGAGCCCAGCCAAUAUGUUUGUUAUGAAGAUGAGAGUUCCUAG